GCCUCUUCUCUCAGGAUUUCAUUUUGGAAAUCACACCCGGAAGUACUUAUUUUAACCCUUGAGAGCUUGACGUUGUCCAGGCGCACUCUUCUUUAAACGCAAAGUGCGCCGCUGUCCGCGUUAAGCCACAGCAAGUGCCCUGAGAGGAGCAGAGGAGGCCAGUGGCUCAAGGACAUGUGUGUGGCUCUAAAUCCAGCGGCUCCUCCGCCUGCUCUGGUAGGACAUCUGCGCAUCCAGUUUUGGGUGUGACAAACAUCUUGUGUCAGAUUUGGGCAUUUUUCCAGGCGAAGCGGAGGCGCGGAUGACUUGACUUUCUUGUCUCAACAUCACUCCUCCUGCUGAUGUGCUUUGGAUGUUUUUCUUAGUGGCUUGUCUGUCCACGCCAGAUGUUCUGGACACACACACACAGACAGACGGGACUGCCGCUGCGGAUGUCCAGUGAUUUCUUUGCUCAUGUAGUGCUGGUCAGGGUGCUGAAGUUGAAGUCUUGCACUUGAAGGUGUGAGCUCCAAAUGCAUUCGCUCCUGGGCCGGGAGAAGAAAGAAGAAGAAGCCGGGUUUGGGAUCGAGCUGGGUCUGUCUCCGGGCUUUCUGCCCCAAGCCGCCAACAUGUUCAGCUGUGUGGGCUGCUUCUGGGUGCUCCUCUCCUCCGCUCUGGUCGCCGUCUGCAGCUUCAGCUUCAUAUCUCCUGCCUGGAUUGUUAAGGACCAGCUGAGGAACACUCACCACCACCACAGCCACAACAACAAGGACUCCGUGAGCUUCGGCUUGCUGUGGCACUGCUCGGAGUCUCUGGAUCACAUGUACAGAUGCUACACCUUCGGGGGACUGGGCAAAUUCGCAGAGAUCCCCUCCAGCUCCUGGCAGACUAGUGCAGUGCUCUGUUCAGGAGGCUGUGCUCUGCUGGCCGUCAGCUCCCUGUUGGCCAUCAUCACCAUCUUCCUGCCCAGUGGAGGAUGUGAGAGGAGGAUCUGCACCCUGGCCGCAUACAUGCAGAUGGCUGCAGUGUUCAUCAUGGCUGCUGGACUGCUGGUCUAUCCCUUCGGCCUGAACUCCUCACUGGUCAGGUCCUUCUGCGGGGACUCUGACAUCUAUUACGCCGGCGAGUGCCAGAUCGGUUGGGGCUACAUGCUGGCUAUCGUCGGAGUCAUGCUCACCGUCUUCUUGCCCUUUUUUGCCAAAUAUGCACCAAAGGAGCAGCUGUCCCCCACCCCUUUACCCACGCUGUUAUAGUGCAUUGAUACGUAGUCUUGUUUAUUUCCCUCCUGACCACUCUCGCUAAUCUGCGCUUGAUGUCAUGGAGAGACACCUGCAUCCCGAUUUUAAAGGCGAUGCUGUUUGGGAAGCCCCACUCCACCAGUGAUAACUGAAGCUGAUACUCAACAACAAACACUGUCUUCCUCCAUCUGUUAUGUAAUUAAUUCAAAUUCAGUUCCUUUAAAUGGAACAUUUUAUGUUACAAUAAUCCUCUGUAGUUAUUUUUACCCUCAAAUCUAUCAUGCGUUUUCUGCAGUUUGACUUAUCUGUUUUCUUCAUGUCAGUUCUGGAGAUGAUGCAGUCAGAAAAUGAAAGGACUGAAGCUAAUUUCACAUGAUUUAAGAAAAUGACCACAAAUGUAACAAGUACUAGUAAAAAUGUGAUUUUUUCUUUCUUUUUUUGUGGUUAACAACAACAUGUAUAACAUUCCAAAAACAGACUGGAAGUUGGAAAAGAGUGGAAGCAUGAGAUUGUGUGGCAGUAUGACUCGUCCAGUCAAAUAAUGUUUCAAUCAGAGGUUUUGAAGAACAUUUGACUCAACGAGGGAGCCCCUUUGAAUGGUUGCAUCUCACCUCUUAAGGAGUUGCAUCUACUGACAAUGUUUUGUGCUGAAGCGUUUGGACUGUACAUAUGGUCUGGAUUUAACAGAGCUGAUGUUUGGGGUUUCAAAACACCACACUGAAAAGAGAACUCUGACACUUUGAAGGAUUUUGGCACUCCGGACCUUUUCUGCCUUCCAGUCUUGUGACCAGGCAGUGAACCAGAGGGAGUCAAGAAGAUGUUUCAGCUUUCAAAGACAGUGCAUUUAGUAACUGUCACAAAGAAAAGGACAAUAGAUACAGCAUAAGACCUGCCGAGAGGACAAACGGAAAUCUCUUCUCAUAACAAGGAAGAGAAUCAUAAUAAUAAGUAGUGGUUUCAGUGCAGUUGUGUGCUGGGAUAUUGCAUCCUUUUGUUUUCCCCAGAAUUGUUUGUGUGAUGUAACUUGCUUGUUAAACAUGCAAUUUUUUUUUCUCUGUCUAAAACACACUAUACUAAACGCUCUUUAUCAGGAAAAAAGUAUUGCAAAAGGCAGGGAGAUGUAGGAAUUUUGUCUCAAAAAAAAAUGCAUGAUAAUAUGGGCUUUGUUAAUGGUAGAACAAUUGAUCUAGAUUUUAAAUGUGAUCUGACCAACUUGUGCCUUUUAACAUAACAAAGACAAGUGUUUAAUACAAUUAUCAGGUUAUCAUCUUUUUUGCUGAAAAACUGUGGAUCCUGUUGUGUGAUGUGUUUUUUUUUCUACUAUAUUUUUUCCUCUCAGAGGGAAAACAUUUCUCCUGUACUUGAUGCAGUAUGAUCUCAUUAACUUUAGAAAAUGUUCUGGAGGAUAAAAAAAGAGACAAUGUAUUCUAAUCCUUGGGGGUAAUGGCAGAAAGAAGGGAAAAAAAAGAAUAGCAGCGUACUUGUGUUCAAUUAUGGCCUGAGACAUUUUUGCCAAUUAUCUAGAAGAGGUAACUUGAAUUACUAUAUUAAAAGGUUGUGACAUGCAGCUAACAGAUUAAUUCCUGGCAUCCUUGUCUUCUGUGAUUUUAAAAUUGAGUGGUAGAGGAGGGAGCUGUACAAAUUGAACUUCGCUGUUGGUUAUCUGUGCUGAGCUGACACAUUAUUCGCAUUAUGUGUAAAACGUGGCUUAUAAUUAGCUCCUCAAAUAAGCUAAUGUGUUGCUGUGUUUUCGUCAACCCACUUCUUCUUUUAAGCGCUGGCACCAUUCCUGUCAUGUUCCAAGGACAAAAUGUCUACUUCUCCACUUACUGUCCCUGUACACUGCCAAUUUCAUUAAAGCUAGACUCCCUUUCCUAGUGGGUGCUUAUGUGUGUAUUAGUGUUAAAUACUGGGCUGGAUUUUGCUAAUGGGUUAAUAUUGAAAUAUUUCCCAAAUUUGGGUUCCCAUAAUGACAUGUCCUGACAUUAAGAAAAUUACUGUGAUUAUGUUGCCAUAUUUGGAAGACGGUCAGGAGAGAAAUGUUGGUAUUGUAUUGGACCUCAUACUGUGCUUGACUGUGGGAAUGACUAGCGUGACUGCACUGGACUUGUUUCCAAAUUUGCUGAACCAUUGUGUGUAUAGUCUCAGCACUGGUGAAACUGUUUAGGUAGAGUAGAAUUAUUGUUUUUUCCAUUGUGAUGUUUGACUGUAAAUAAACUAACUGUACUUGA
Molecule: messenger RNA, 3448 nt
Organism: Micropterus dolomieu (smallmouth bass)
Lineage: Eukaryota; Metazoa; Chordata; Actinopteri; Centrarchiformes; Centrarchidae
Product: transmembrane protein 211
Exons: 3
Coding region: 513-1232 (239 amino acids)
Cellular component (GO): membrane
Source: RefSeq, a predicted model, not a curated record